AUGGCGGGGCGGCGGCGGCUGCUGCUGCUGCGCUGCCUCCUGCUGGGGCUGCUGGGCGGCGGCUGCGGGCAGCGCGGCGGCGGAGAGUACUGCCACGGCUGGGUGGACGGGCAGGGCGGCUACCACGACGGCUUCCAGUGCCCAGAGGGCUUCGACACUGCGGCCGCCACCAUCUGCUGCGGCUCCUGCGCGCUGCGUUAUUGUUGCGCGGCCGCCGAGGCGCGGUUGGAGCAGGGCGGCUGCACCAACCACCGGGAGCCUCCGGAGCCGGCGGUCAGCGCCCAACCCAUCUAUGUGCCGUUCCUCAUUGUCGGAUCAAUAUUUAUCGCCUUUAUCAUCGUGGGCUCCCUGGUGGCUGUUUACUGCUGCACGUGCCUCAGGCCCAAGCAGCCAUCCCAGCCCAUCCGCUUCUCCCUCCGGAGCUACCAGACCGAGACUCUGCCCAUGAUCCUGUCCUCAUCUAGCUGCCGGGCCCCAUCCCGACCAUCUAGCACAGCCACCAGCUCCAGCUCAGCAAGUGGCUCCCUGCGCCGCUUUUCCCUGGCCCGCACAGAGCCAGGCUGCUUGCUGUCAUCGCCGCCACCCCCAUACUCGGCCGGCUGCUUUCCCGCAGCCCACAGCACACACCUGGGGUCACCGCCGGGCUUCCUGCAGGCACCGCCGUACCUGGGUUACCCCGAGCCAGCCCUGGGUGGGAAGGGCUGUGCCGACCUCGCGCAGAGCUGAGCAGAGCGUCACGGUCUUUGGGAGCGUGAGGACUGACUGCAGUGCUUGGUGCUCUGCUCUGAUGGAGGCAGACCUGUGGGUGAGUUGCCAUUGAGAAGCGCAAGGCCUCGGAACAGUCCUGAGUGCUUCCCCCAACCUGGAUUACAGCUACAGAUGUUUUGUGAAGUAUUCUGAUCUUAGCUGCCUUAAUAACCAACUGCUCUGAUGGUUUGAUCUGAUUUGUGCAGAGCACAUUGAGAUACAACUAGAAAACCGUUUCUGGGACAAGGUUACCCAGCUCAAGGCGCUGUAAGUGAUGUUUUAACCAUAAAUGAUAUUAACUUUGCUAACAAGCAGUGGCCGCGCUCCAGGGCUCCAAUAACCAGCAUAGUUUUAUCCAGCAGCAAUAAGUAACAGAGGUAACAGUACUAAACUAGAGCUCUGCGGACCCUAACUCAGCUGCCUGCUCCCAUGGGCAAUGUGAGAAGGUAUGUAUUAAGAUAUUGAAGGCCCUAGUUUCUAAACAUACAGAAAAUGUACCUGAACUUACAUUGCAUAUUUAUACUGGUGAACUUAACUAAAAUAAAUAAAAUAGCACGAUUUAGGCUAGCUGAAAACAUACUGGUCCCGAGCAGCCAAAUAAUCCUAUGCUAGAAGAACAGAACGUGUUUGCUAAUAUUUCCACAUAACUCCUUGGCAUGCAAUCCCAGAGCUGUGCUGCACUGAGGCGUUUUUUAGAGGGAAAUAUUUAUUGGUGGCCUUUUGCUCAGCGCCAUGCAUACAUUGGAUGAACUGAUCCUGAAGUUCUAUUUGUAAAAUUAGCCAUGUAUAAAUGUAAAGCUUGUAAUUUAAGAUGUAUUUACAGCAUUGACAGCACUAAUUAUUUAGUAGUCACACCAACAGUUUAUCAAUAAACAGUGGUGGAAA
Messenger RNA from Tympanuchus pallidicinctus (lesser prairie-chicken), 1632 nucleotides. RefSeq names its product shisa family member 3 (gene SHISA3). The record is from RefSeq and is a predicted model, not a curated record. Lineage: Eukaryota; Metazoa; Chordata; Aves; Galliformes; Phasianidae. Bases 1 to 726 code for a protein of 241 amino acids. The transcript is spliced from 2 exons.